Plectropomus leopardus (leopard coralgrouper) is the source of this 596-nucleotide messenger RNA. The record is from RefSeq and is a predicted model, not a curated record. Lineage: Eukaryota; Metazoa; Chordata; Actinopteri; Perciformes; Serranidae.
GGUUUGAUAGGGUGGAGUGUGUGUCUGAGAGAGUGAUAGUCACGGAGUCGGGGAUGGAGGGGAAGCAGAGUGCUUUGUUGGACUUCAGCUCUCUACGGUACCGUACGAAAGACCGAAUCUCCUACAUCUCAACACAGAAGGAGACUUUUUGAAGCUGCAUUUUCACAUCUCAGUGAAGGAGAUCCAACCAAGCAGGCACCAUGGAGGCCAUCAAGAAGAAGAUGCAGAUGCUGAAACUUGACAAGGAGAACGCCAUCGACCGGGCAGAGCAGGCAGAGACGGACAAGAAGGCAGCUGAGGACAAAUGCAAGCAGCUGGAGGAGGAGCUGAUGGACCUCCAGAAGAAGAUGAAGCAGACAGAGGACGAACUGGACAAAUUCUCCGAAGGCCUGAAAGAAGCCCAGGAGAAACUGGAGCUGUCUGAGAAGACGGCUGCAGACGUGAGUGAAUGUUCACACACACGCACGACCUGUGUGGAUGCUGUGAAGAGGAAGAUUCAGUGUUUGCAGCAGCAGGCUGACGACGCAGAGGACCGGGCUCAGGUCCUACAGAGAGAGCUGGACUGUGAACGGGAGCAACGAGAGAAAGUGAGAUAA